Molecule: messenger RNA, 1555 nt
Organism: Ctenopharyngodon idella (grass carp)
Lineage: Eukaryota; Metazoa; Chordata; Actinopteri; Cypriniformes; Xenocyprididae
Exons: 2
Coding region: 335-1126 (263 amino acids)
Molecular function (GO): GTP binding
Source: RefSeq, a predicted model, not a curated record
UCACUUCUUAAAAACAGUGCUCAGCUUUUCCUGUUUUGUAUGACACUAUAAUAAUAAAUGUUUGUACAACUUUUCUUUAGUUUAUAACAUAUCUUUACAGAUAUAUUUAGCUUAUAGUGGAAGCAAUAAACCGUACUGCCAAAGGUGAGAGGAAUUAAAAUAGCUUAUCUGUAAUUGCGAAAGCAGAAGUGGGAGGAGACUUUUGAUCACUCCCUCCUCAUGUAAACGACCAAAUAUGUGACUAACCUGCACACACAGAACUGUUUGUGAGUAUCUGUCAGAUGGGCUCGGACUGCACUACACGUGUACUGAAAAGCACUGGGAAACAGCAUUAAUGGACAACGGGAAUGUGAAAAAUAAUGGCCCCGGUCAUGCCGCCCCUCCUCUGAGGCUGCUAAUCGUGGGUCAGAAGCGGACAGGAAGGAGUUCAGUGGGCAACACUCUCCUGGGUGAGGAUGCGUUCGACACAUGGGGCGGAGCGGCCAGCGCCGCGGCACACAGAGAGUCUGAAGGCCGACAGCUGAUGGUCGUGGAUGCCUGUGGAUGGGGCACAAACGAGAAGCUCGUCCCUAAACAGGAGAAACUGGAGCUAUUUAACGCCCUAUCACUGUGUGAGCCGGGACCCCAUGUCCUGCUCCUGGUCAUUCCCUUACUGCACUUCAGCCACUCCGAGAAAGCAGUCAUACAGAAACGCAUGGAGAUCCUCACAGAGGGCGUGUGGCGCCACACCAUGGUCGUGUUCACGCUGGGCGACCGUCUGCGCGACUGCAGCGUGCAGGACUACAUCCAGACGUCCGGGAAGGAUCUCCAGUGGCUGAUGGAGAGGUGCAGGUACAGGUACCACGUUCUUAACAACAAGACGCCGCAGGACAGACAGCAGGUCUCUAGUCUGCUGGACCGCGCGGAGGACAUGGUGAUGGAGAACGGGGACUGGCACUUCUCCCUACACAUGUACUGCAGGCUGGAGGAGGAAUGGAGCCGGAGAGAGAGGGAAAUGAAAGAGAGGAUACUAGAGAUGCAAGAUAGAGUGGGUAAAAAUCGAGGACUGGCUGGAGUUCCAAAUCACAGUUGUCAAGGCGGUCUGAGCGUGAACGAUAAUCUACUGAAACUAGUUUACCACGGCUAACUGCUGCCAAACACAGUUACACAACAUUACUGCUGUUUCGCAAUGAACUCAGAGUGAACUCUAUGUAUGCUUUAUGAAUACAUACAGUGCUUAACAAAUUUAUUAGACCUCCACCCAGUGUAAGGUUUGUGCCACAUCUGCCCUAAACUAACAGUAUUGGUGAUUACCAGAAUCAUUUCUUAUGUUUCUGUAAUGGUUAAUCCACACCAGUAUGUGUAAACUCUUCAGUCACGGUACUGUUUCUAAUGCUAAAACAUAAUUAUUGUUGGGAUUUGAUGGAUUCAAAGAUAGAUUGCACAAAAGUUUCAUCAAAAGCAAGUCUUUGGGAACAACUAGAAACUAUUUGGAAGUCAAUAACAAGAGAGACUGUGGAAAAAUACAAAAAAACAAUCUAAAAAUAAAUAAAUAAAUAAUAAUAAUAAUAAAAAA